Molecule: messenger RNA, 2501 nt
Organism: Musa acuminata AAA Group (dessert banana)
Lineage: Eukaryota; Viridiplantae; Streptophyta; Magnoliopsida; Zingiberales; Musaceae
Product: nuclear transcription factor Y subunit C-4-like
Exons: 2
Coding region: 1495-2307 (270 amino acids)
Biological process (GO): regulation of transcription by RNA polymerase II
Cellular component (GO): nucleus
Molecular function (GO): protein heterodimerization activity; DNA-binding transcription factor activity, RNA polymerase II-specific; RNA polymerase II cis-regulatory region sequence-specific DNA binding
Source: RefSeq, a predicted model, not a curated record
UUUCAUUCGUCUUCGAAUUCAUUUCAUGUGUUAAUCGAUAAAGCAGAUCUUUUUAUCCUUUUGGAUACCAAUCCGUUGCUGGUUUUGUUCAUAAUUUCUGCUUUAUCAUGAACUUUUCUGAGCCUCAGUUUUGAGAAAAAUUGUUAGCUUUGAUUUCGAAGAACUGUUAAAUGCCUCAAUUGGAGCAGUUGGGAGCUGUCAAUUUAUGCAAAAAGAAAAAAAAAAGACUUUGUGAAACAUACACAUUCAGUUUAAUAAAAAGAGUGAUGAACUUAGCUUUGUAACCAUGUUCUUUACAGUUUGAAGGUGGAGGCUCGUUUUGGGACUCAUCUAUAAAACAUUAGAGCUUGGGAAAGAAUGCUGAAUGUAAAUUUGUCACCUCUGAGAAUCUUUCAAGGGAUCAUUUUGACGCUUCGAUAUUCGAAACAAUGAAGUCAGGUUUCAUGAUUCAGAUAAUUACGAAAAAAGUGUCACUUAGGCCUCUCUCUUUAGAGUGAUUAUGGAGAAAUUCAUUGCUAUGCAGUCUCUCCUAAUUCCUUAAUAAUGGCUGCAAACUUCUGCUAAGUAAUUGGUGGCCCUAUUCUUAGCUCCUGGAUCUCUUUCCUGUAGAAUGGUAGGAUUCAGGUCCUCUCUGGCAGGAGAAUCACACACACAAACAAGAAAAAGAAAACAGAGGAUUUAUAUGCAAGUUUUGUAGCAUAUGUGGCCCUUUUUGUGCAAUAGAGAUAUGAGUAGCCUGUUUCAUAGUAGACACUGCUUUAAAGUUAGUUUGGCGUUUAAGUAUAUCAUAGGUAUGGAAAGAGAGAACUGAGAGAGGGAAAAAAAUGAUCUAUAGAAGCUCAUGUUUACCUGAACAGAGACAGUUGUACUAUCCUCUCAAGAACAUUGCUUCAGUAAUGAUUCAUAAGGAUUACAAUGUGGUACGACUGUUAUAUCAUUGAGAGUUUCUUGACAUACUUGAAUUUCUCUAGGGAGAAUCUAAAUUCUUCUCUUGGGCUUUCUGUUUUUCGGUUUCAAUAUGAUUCUGUGUUGGAAAGUUUAUUUACUUUUGUUUCUCUUUGCACCAAAAAGUUCAUUACCUAUCUAUAUUGUUUGAAUCUAUGAUAUAAUAUUUUCGAUUUGAGUGGCAGGAGCUUUUGGUUAAUUGAACUUAGUAGCUGAAAUGUUGACAAUUUCCUUUGUUUUGAGGGUAGGAAUACAAUAUUGCUGGCGUAAUUGACUGUUCAGAUGUUAGUACCUUCAAGUUUUCUAAUUUCUGCAGCAUGGAGUUUUUUUUGCUUGUAGUCCUGAUGCAUUUUCACAUGUUCCUUGUUCCAUAGUCUCUUCUACCGCAAGAACGGGAAAAACCUUAUGUUCAUGUCUUCAUGAAAGGAUUUGAUAGGAGAUGCUUUAACUAUUGGCUAUCGGUCAUUAAUUAAUAUAUAUCAUCUCCGUAUCUCUUUCCCAGUCAUGUUUGGCGCAGUCCUGUAGUGGAAAGUGAAGAGUGCUGUGAUCAUGGAACAGUCAACACAACCAUCUCGCCCUGUAAUUGGAGUUGUUUCUGGUGCUGCCCAAACAGCAUAUGCUGCACCAACGUAUCAACGGGCUGCGGUGGUUACUGGAGAUCCAGCAGUGACAGGUGCUGUACCUCCCCCAACACAAAUGACCUCAGCAUAUCCUACUAACCCAGCCAAUCUUGCAAGCCAGCAUCAGCUUGCCUAUCAGCAGGUCCAACAGCUCCACCACCAGCAGCACCAACAGCUCCAAGCCUUCUGGGCCAACCAGACGUUGGAGAUAGAACAAACUACGGAUUUCAAGAACCACAGCCUACCCCUUGCCCGGAUAAAAAAGAUCAUGAAGGCUGAUGGGGAUGUUCGUAUGAUCUCAGCUGAGGUCCCUGUGGUCUUUGCCAAGGCAUGUGAAAUAUUUAUACUGGAACUGACGCUCAGGUCAUGGAUCCAUACUGAAGAAAAUAAGAGGAGAACACUACAGAAGAAUGACAUUGCUUCUGCUGUUACCAGAACUGACAUAUUCGACUUCUUGGUCGAUAUAGUUCCCAGGGAUGAGUUGAAGGACGACGGUAUCGGGAUUGCAACAGCUGCGUUUCCUGCUGUAGGCGCUCCUGCUGAUUCAAUUCCUUAUUACUAUGUGCCAGCACCGUCGCAGGUGCCGGGCCCUGCGAUGAUGAUGGGAAAGCCUGUAGAUCAAGUGGCUGCUGCGACUAUGUAUCCUUUUCAGCAGCCUCUUUCCGUGGCUUACAUGUGGCAGCAGCCUCCAGUGCAGCAGCAAUCGGCACAACAGCAACAGCAGGUACCAGAUGGUGAGUAAGCUAACAUAUGUUUUGUCAUCGGUUUGGAUGUUAAGAGGAAUGUCCAGUCGAGUGGCAUGUACUCUUUCUAAUGCGUCAAUUGUCCAAGUGGUUGCUAAGAUCGUUGUUAGUAGACCUCAGUGGAAGUUUGCUCAGCAGCAAUAAACUGUGUUCUGUGCCAAGAUGAAAAUGAAAAGCUCCUCUUGUGUCUUCA